This is a messenger RNA of Cannabis sativa, 1267 nucleotides long. Its product is annotated as probable inactive shikimate kinase like 1, chloroplastic. NCBI's taxonomy places the organism in Eukaryota, Viridiplantae, Streptophyta, Magnoliopsida, Rosales, Cannabaceae. The coding region runs from base 80 to 940 and encodes 286 amino acids. Gene Ontology annotation, cellular component: chloroplast. The record is from RefSeq and is a predicted model, not a curated record. The transcript has 10 exons.
UAAUAAAUGUAUAAUAACUAACUGUGGCAGCAGUGGGUAACGAUAAACUAAGCCAAACCAGAACCAGUACCAGCUUUCCAUGGAGAUGAUGACGACGACGACCCCAACGCUCCAUUGCUCCAACCUCCAAUUACACUCGUUGUUGACCCCCAUUCAAGUCGUCACUUCUUCCCCUUUGAAAUUCCAGCUCCAACACUCCAUUUCCAUACCCAAUUUCAGAACACCUCCCUUCCAAUUCCGAAGACCUCUCCCACCUCUUUGCAACGUCGCCGAUGGCAGCAGCACUUCAUCUCCGAGGGUCGCCGUACUUGAUUCCUCUCUCGAAUUAAAGAAGAAGGCAAUGGAUAUAUCUCCUGAACUCAAGGGAACUUCCAUAUUUCUUGUGGGGAUGAACAGCCCCAUGAAAACCAGUCUGGGAAAACUUUUAGCAAAAUCAUUAAGAUAUUAUUACUUCGACAGUGAUAGUUUGGUUGAGGAAGCUGCUGGUGGUGAAUCUGCUGUCAAAUCUUUCAGGGAGACUGAUGAGCAGGGCUUUCGGGCGUCUGAGACUGAAGUACUGAAGCAGUUGUCAUCCAUGGGUCGACUAGUGGUUUGUGCUGGAAAUGGUGCAGUUCAGAGCUCAACUAAUCUGGCUCUUCUGAGACAUGGUAUUACAAUAUGGAUUGAUGUUCCCCUAGACAUGAUGGCUAGUGGAAAUAUGGAAGACCAAAGUGUUUCAGAUUCAGAGGUGUUUACUCAGUUAGCUUCUCUGUAUGAAGAAAUGAGAGAGGGAUAUGCCACAGCUGAUACAACCAUCUCACUUCAAAAAGUUGCAUCUAAGCUAGGUUAUGAUGACGUAAAUGCCAUUACCACGGAGGACAUGACUUUGGAGGUUCUCAAGGAGAUUGAAAGGCUUACAAGAGUAAAAAAGAUGAUGGAAGAGGCUGCAAGACCUUUUUGACAUAACAAGGAUCAAUUUUUAUCACCAAUUGGAGCAAUUUACUCUAUGGGUUUCCACCAUUAUUUUGGGGAAACACACCUGAGUGAAGCUUGCAUUAGGCAAUUCUAUCCUAUAUUGUUGGUAAGGUAAGCUUAAAUCUGAUUGUAUAGGAUAUUUUUAGAGGUCUUAAUCACAUUACUACAUUAGCAAAGCAAAUGCAUCAAGCCACUUCAGGGCAGAGUGAGGAUUACUUGGUACCAUAGUUCAUAUUUUGGAUUUAAGAAACUCCAUUAAUAUGGUUCAAAAGCUACAAAUAUGAUAAAUAAGCCACUCUUAAAGUUUCUCUAA